GUCCUCGUUCCGCCCGCAGCGCAUUCAGUCUCCGAGUGCCUGCCGACCGUCGUAGUUGUGUUAACGCGCGCGCGCGCGUAUCUCAGAGUGUGUGAAAUAGUUCGUGUCGCGUCCUUAUUUCGUCCGAUAAUAAUAAUAAUAAUAGUAAUAUUAUUAAAAGUAGUAUUAUUAUUAUAUAUUCUAGAUAUACGUCGUGUGUUGCGUGCGCGAAUGGUGCGUGUGUUUUUCUCGAGUGCGCGCGUGACGGAUACGAGUACGAAUAAAAUCGGAGGUGAAUUUUCGACGAAAUUUUUUUCGCUGUUUUUUUUUUAUUAGAUAUUACAAUAAUAUCUGUUCUCCCGCCGCCUCGCCACCAUGCCCGUUCGUUGAUGUCUCUUUUCCGCGAUCGCACAUCGCAAAUGGUGUCCAGGCGGUGACGGCGAUCGAACGCGUGUCUCUUGCGUUCCGGCCCCCCCUUCACGUCCGCGUGAAAGACAACCGCCCCCCCGGCCAACGCGCCCACAUCCGCCCCCCGGGACCGUCAUGGCUCUAACGUCCGCCGCGGUGCUCGUCAGCUCGGUGCUGCUGGUCAUGUCGGCGUCGCUGAGCAAGACGCUCCGGCACAAGCCGCCCAACGAGUGCGAGUGGCUGGCCGUGACUACAUACGGCGACGAGACGAUCGCGUCGCAGACCGUGUCCGACGAACAGGAGGUGGCCCUGCACUGCCGUGUGCGGACCAUGAACUCCGAGUUGGAAAAAACCAAUUUUAGUAUAAUACAGCCGCAGUACACGGUCAAACUGAAGAUCGAGUGCAACUCGCAGCUGUACCUGCUCAGCUCGCUGGGCACGGGCACGUUCCAGACGCUCAUCGAUCUCAAGGAGCUGACGAUCGACUCGUGCAAGCUCAACAGCCUGGGCCGGGAAUCGUUCCGCGGUCUUCGGCAGUUGCGCAACCUCACGGUCGUCACUCACAACAACGACUGGACGUCGGUCAACAUGGAAGUGCAGUCCGACACGUUCCUGGAGGAGCUCAAUAUGCUCGAGCGACUCGACUUGAGCCACAACAACAUCGCCAAGUUGCCGGAGGGCGUUUUCUGCUCUCUGCAGAAUCUCGUCUACCUGAACCUCACCCGGAACCGACUCCGGCAUCUCGAGCUUUUCCACUUCGGAUCGUCCGGGCAGCACAAGUGCGGUGCCAACCUCCAGGUGCUCGACCUGUCGUACAACAACUUCGACUCGAUCAACUCGCAAGUGUUCUCGCACCUGACCAACUUGCAGGACUUGCACUUGCAGGGCAACGUUAUAUCGGUGAUCGGCGACCACGGUUUCGACGGUCUGUCCGCGCUGUCCGUGCUGAACGUCGCCUCCAACCGGCUGGUCAAUCUGGCGCCCGAGUUGUUCGCGGACACCCGCGACUUGCGCGAGAUGUACCUGCAGAACAACACCAUAAACGUGCUCGCACCCGGGCUGUUCAACGAGCUGUCCCGGUUGUUGGUGCUGGACCUUUCCGAAAACCAGCUGACCGAGGAAUGGGUGAACGCGGCCACGUUUACCGGUCUCGUGCGACUCGUGUUCCUGAGCAUGUCCAACAACAACAUAACUAAAUUGGACGCGAUGAUAUUUCGAGAUUUGUACCGGCUACGAUCGUUACGACUGGAUAAUAACGGUGUUCAGUACUUGCCGGAGAACGUGUUUUCGUCGCUGAUAGACAUGAGAACGUUGGUGCUUUCCAGCAACAAAUUGACCAGAAUCGAUCAGUUCACGUUCGACGGUCUGCCCUCAUUAAACCAACUAUCGCUCGAUAACAAUCAAAUACAGUACAUCGAUCCGGAGGCGCUGAGGAACUCUACCGAUUUGGAAUACUUACACCUCAACGGAAAUAAACUGUACGAUAUACCGGCGGUUCUGAAUAAUAUUCCCAAUCUGAAAACGUUGGACUUGGGCUACAAUCAGAUCACCGACAUAUUCAACACGUCGUUUCCGGCCAUGAGUCAGCUCAUAGGGUUGAAAUUGUUGAAAAAUCAAAUAUCAAACGUGUCCAAGGGUGUUUUCGACAGAUUACCAGAACUGCAUCUCAUCAACCUCGCCAAUAAUAAAAUCCAAAAAAUAGAAGCCGGCACUUUUGACAACAACACCAGACUGGUGGCGGUCAGGGUGGACGGCAAUUAUUUACGGGACGUCGGUGGCCUAUUUUCCAAACUGUCGAAUCUCGUAUGGUUAAACAUAUCGGAAAACUUUUUAGAAUGGUUCGAUUAUGCUCUAAUACCAACGGGCUUACAGUGGUUAGACAUACACGGCAAUCAAAUCACCGAACUCGGAAAUCACUACGAGUUGGAAACGCAACUGACCGGAUUCGACGCCAGUAACAAUAAAUUGACUGAAGUGACUGGUAGUUCGAUCCCGGAUAAAGUACAAAAUCUGUAUCUGUCGAACAAUCAAAUUUCAAAAAUACAAUCGUACGCGUUUUUCAAAAAACCAAAUCUCACGCAAGUGGACCUGACCGGAAACCGAUUGAAAACGCUGAACCCUCAAUCGCUCAGGAUAUCGACGGUUCCGGUGGGUCGGAAUAUGCCGCAGUUCCUAGUCGGCAACAAUCCGUUUGUGUGCGACUGUUCGAUGCAAUGGCUACAGGCGUAUAGUGUCGAACCCGAUCGGAACAAACCCAAACUAGUCGACUUGGAGACGGCCACGUGCGAGGUCAUAUACAAUCGAGGCGAGUCCCGGGUACUGUUGAAAGAAGCGUCCGAAGAACAGUUUUUGUGUCAAUACGACAUGGAGUGUGCGAAACGUAGCACGUGCGAUUGUUGCGACUUCGACGCGUGCGAUUGCAAAAUGAUAUGUCCGACGAACUGUACGUGUUUCCACAGCGUCAGUUCCACGUCGAACGUGGUCGACUGCUCGAGCGCUGGUUACAUAAACCGGGUGCCCGAAAAAAUACCGAUGAAUACCACGGUUUUAUAUUUGGACGGCAAUACAAUCAAGACUCUGAGCACACACACGUUUUUGGGCAGAAAAAUCUUGAAAGUCCUGUACUUGAAUUCUUCGAACGUGGAGCGCGUGCAAAAUCGGACGUUCCACGGACUCAAGGAACUGGAAGUGCUACACUUGGACGACAACCGUAUAUCCACAUUGUACGGUGACGAGUUUUACGGGCUGGACAAGCUCAAGGAGCUCUAUUUAAACCACAACCGCAUAACGUACAUAAAUAGCACGACAUUCCGUUUCCUGCAACAGCUGACCAUUCUCCGGUUGGACCACAACCGGAUAGCUCAGUUCCCGGUGUGGAGACUGUCGCCGACGCUGACUCAUCUGACGCUCGCCGAGAACCAGUGGAGUUGCGCGUGCGAUUUUGUUCAACAAAUGAAAGAGUUCCUACAAUACGCUGCCGACGCGGUGGUGGACGCCGAACAAGUCCGUUGCCUCGACCACUCGGGGGGGUACAACAUAAACAGCGACAACGGCACGGUUUGCGGGCCUACGACCCCUUCGUCGGUCGAAAAACCGUUCAACACGUCGUCCAACACUAUCGAAGGAGCGCUCAACGGCGGUAACCUGACCACGCCUACCAAGACCAUAAUCCAAAGGCCGGACAUUCAGGAUUACAUACCGAUCCUGAUAGUUUCCUUUUCGGCCGUGUUCUUCAUCAUUGUCGCCGCCAUGAUGGUGUACGUUUUCCGACACGAGAUGAAAGUCUGGUGUCACUCCAGAUUCGGCGUGCGGAUAUUUUGCAAAAGCACCGAGUUCGAAAUGGACGAGCGGGAUAAGUUGUUCGACGCGUUCGUCAGCUACAGUUCCAAAGACGAGGCGUUCGUCAUCGAAGAAUUGGCUCCGAUACUGGAAAAUGGCGACCCGUCGUACAAGUUGUGUCUGCACUACAGAGAGUUUCCAGCCGGUGGUUACAUAUCCGACACGAUCGUGCAGGCGGUCGAAUCGUCCAAACGCACGAUAAUGGUGCUAUCGGAGAACUUUAUCAAGUCGGAGUGGUGUCGGUUCGAAUUUAAAUCCGCACAUCAUCAAGUUCUCCGGGAUAAGAGGAAGAGACUGAUCGUUAUACUACUGGGAGAGGUGCCCAACAAAGACCUAGAUCCGGACAUCCGACUCUACCUCAAGACUAAUUCAUAUCUGCAGUGGGGCGACAAACAUUUCUGGGAAAAGCUGAAAUUCGCGCUUCCGGACGUCCCGAACAACCAAAGGCCGAAAGCAAUCAACCACAAGCAUCACCACCACCAUCAUCACCAUCACAGAGGGGUACACAACAACUACUCAAGACCGCUUGCCAUUCAUAUAUAGUACACGGUAUGAAAAUUCAAAACUUAUCUUGCCUAAUAAUUAAAUUUGUGAUAUUAGAUAGUGACUAUUUUGUAAAAACAAACAAAAAAAACAAAAAUGUAUUUGUACAGUGUAUAUAUGGCUUAAAUGCCUACCACUCCUGCAUAAUUAUUAAUUAUUGUAUUUAAAUACGAUUAUAUUUAAGAUGUUUCUUUUAUAACCUUUUUUUAAACUUUUCUUUUUUGUAAAAUAAAAUGUAAAGAUCAUGAAUAAAAUGUCCUCCCAGUCAUUACUAUUAGGUUAUAAUAUUAUUAUUUCUUAAAUUCAAACGUGUUGUAGCCCUUUAUUAAAUAUGUAUUAAAUUAAUUUGACUCUUUGAACGCAAAUCUAAGUGUAUUUUUUUAUCAAUAAGUACUUAAUGUUUAGUACAAACUUAAUUUUUGAGGUGAAAAAGUAUGCAGAUUAUAUAUUUUGAAAAAAAAGAGAGUUGCCAUAUACACAUAAACUAGUUAUUUGCUGACAAAGAGUUAAAUGACGAUUUUGAGAUAUAUCGCGGGGUUAGUUACCUAGUCUAAGAAAUAUCUUGUACGUUUGUUAGUAUUAUGUUUUUAACUAUUAACCCGAUUUAUUGUAAAAUCUACGUUUUUAUCAACGUGAACUAAAAACAAUGCCAUUUUUUACUAUUGUUUUUUUUAUAUAUAUUAUUAUUUUUAUUUAUUUUCUUACAAUGAAGACUAUAAACUUCUAGGCACUAGAACAUUGUUGUGAUAUAUUUUUGUUAAUUUAAUUGACUGGUACUCAAAAAAAAACGAGAACCCAGCGAAUAAUAAAAAAAAACAUAAAAUUUAA
Myzus persicae (green peach aphid) is the source of this 5097-nucleotide messenger RNA. It is a transcript of the gene Tollo, whose product is annotated as toll-like receptor Tollo. The transcript has a single exon. The record is from RefSeq and is a predicted model, not a curated record. Gene Ontology annotation, biological process: signal transduction. Gene Ontology annotation, molecular function: protein binding. The coding region runs from base 523 to 4269 and encodes 1248 amino acids. Lineage: Eukaryota; Metazoa; Arthropoda; Insecta; Hemiptera; Aphididae.